GGUCCAGAGCAACCAUCGGUCUCCCAGGAAAUCUAGCACUCUGACCUCCGGGCCUGUAGAUCUGAUCAGGAGGCCGCGACCCAUGCAGGCCAUGCCCGGGGACUCCCCAGCACUGUGGGAGCUGGUGGAGGAGCAUGUUCCACUCCCGGAGCGGCCUGAAGUGAAGAGGAUUCUGGGGGAGGCAGCAGUGGACCUGAGUCUGGAGUUGCGAGAGGAGGGACCAGACCCAGAUGUGGGCCCAGUAUAGUCCCAGGGUCCUUCGCUUUGCCUUAGAGGAUACCAGGUGUGACUCAACACAACAGGAACUCCCGAUGAGAGCUGAUGAGCCCAGGGCUGGAAUGAACAACACAGAGAGGGUGAUGGUAACCUCACCUGUCAGCACCUGUCCCAGGGACCUCACUGUCAUCAAGGACCAACUGAAUGUGUCUAAUAUUGACCAAGUUGUCAGACACCUGAGAAGCCUUCUGGAGGAAGAGUGUCACAUGUUGCAGAACGAGAUCUCUGACCUGCAGCACUGUCUGGAAAUGGAGCAGAUGCAGGCUUGCCAGCCCUCUAAGGACACCCAAAUGCCUACCCUGGGAGAGAUUAAGGAUCAGAAGGCGGCCAUGGAACGGGAGCUACAGGUCUCUCUGGGGCCUUCCUGUACCGCUGCCAAGCACAGGCAGAAGCCUUUGAGGUCAUCCAUUCCCAGCCUUAGACCCUUCCCUUGUCUCCAUGGCUACAUGCCUACACCUCCUUCGGAGCGCUGCCCCCACCCUCAAGGACAGACAAGCACCCGCCGCUGGGGACGGCAACUUCGGUACAGCUAUCGCAAAGAGACAACUUCCACAUCAGUUUCCAGUGCAGCAUCCCAGGCACCGACCUGAAGGGUCACAAAACAGGCUUCUGCUGAGACUCGCCCAUCUGUUGUUGCCUCCAGCUGCCACAGCUCCAUUUCUGCUUCAUUCUCAGAUGCGCUCACAUGUUUCUCCCUCCCUCCCCCAGCUGUGUGUUGGUCUGGUCCCAGCCCCACCCCUUGUCAGGUCAGUGCUAUCUAGAACUGAGUGGCAGGACACCUGUUCUAACCAUCAAAGCCUUUGGCCCCUUCUCCUCUGCACAAGCCUCCACAGAGCCUUGGAGGACAGAGGUUCCCAUCCCAGCUUGACUUUCGUCCCCUAGGGACCCAGACAAAGCACAUCAGCAGCUCAGAGACAGGAAUAGAAAUUUCAUUAAAACCUACGGACUUUAAAACCCUAGUUCUGCACACACUGGGCAGCGGCGGGCGGCACACCGUUAUUGCUACAGAGGAUUAGAAGUGGCUUGGCCAGGGCUGUCACUGCAGAGGGCACAGAGGACGGACAAACGGACUGCGGGUCUUGGGAGAAGGUGCUCUGACUGCAGAGGGGGGACGGGCACAUGGACUGAGGCCAUUUGGCACAUUGAAUGGGGUUAGCACGUCUGGGAAGACUGGGCCUCCGACCUGGUGGAGGGUGGGCAAGGGAAUGUGGAACAGGGUCCCCUUCCCCAGGGCUCUGGGCUCAAGCUUCCUACAGAGAAGUCCCCUUCUUUCCCUCCAUAAACAAGUGCUUUGGGCAGGCUGCUGGGUCGUGGGCCUUUGCUGGCUGGGCCUGACAACCAGGGUUGGAACAAAGGAUAGAGACCCUGGAGCAGCCAAGUGAGGUGCAGGCAGGCCUGGAAGACACACUGGACCCAAGGCUGGGGCAGGGGAUGGCAACCACAGGUAAUACAAUUUAAAAAAAAA
Molecule: messenger RNA, 1741 nt
Organism: Mus musculus (house mouse)
Lineage: Eukaryota; Metazoa; Chordata; Mammalia; Rodentia; Muridae
Gene: Ccdc24
Product: coiled-coil domain containing 24
Exons: 7
Coding region: 231-866 (211 amino acids)
Source: RefSeq, a predicted model, not a curated record